AUGAAAGGUACCAAACCAGACCACUUUGUGCUGACAAAGUCAGAAUCCCGCAAAGACGUUUUGUCACAAGAGAAACUCCCACCACUGUUUGAUAGCCCAACGACAUGGAAAAACUGGCCUGGUCGACUACACAAGCUGUUUGCUGUCAUAAUAGUUGUUAUUCCUGUCAUGUCGGUCUAUGGUUUCAUGACAACAGAGCUACAAACAAAAACACUGGUGUUGUCUAUCAUCACCUACUUUUUGACAGGGCUUGGUAUAACUGCAGGUUACCAUCGUUUAUGGGCUCACAGAUCGUAUAGAGCCACUUUGGCCCUGAGAAUCAUGCUGGCUAUUGGUGGAGGCGCGGCAUUUCAAGGUACUAUUGACUGGUGGGCCAGAGAUCAUAGAUCCCAUCACAGAUGGACUGAUACUGAUAAGGACCCUUACAGUGCACAAAGAGGGUUUUUCUAUUCUCAUGUGGGGUGGCUGGUAAUUUAUCGUGGAAGAGGAAAGACAGGCUUCGCAGACAUUGCGGAUCUCAAGGCCGACAAGGUUGUGGCUUUCCAGCGCAGAUUCUAUCCAUAUCUUGCUAUUGGAUUUGGCUUCGUGCUCCCAACGCUCAUUGCUGGCCUUUGGGGUGAUUACAGGGGCGGGUUCUUUUAUGCAUCUGUUAUCCGAGUAUGCUUUGUGCAUCAUGUCACUUUCUGUGUCAAUAGUCUAGCACACUUUCUGGGAGAAUGUACUUAUGAUGAUCACCACACACCAAGAGACCAUUGGAUCACAGCUUUGGUAACCCUUGGAGAGGGAUACCAUAACUUCCACCAUCAAUUUCCACAAGAUUACCGCAAUGCAAUUGUGUAUUAUCAAUACGACCCUACCAAGUGGCUUAUAAAGCUUCUUGAGUUUCUUGGGCUUGCCUAUGACCUCAAGACUUUCCCGACAAAUGAGAUAAACAAGGGUCGUGUUCAGAUGCAAGAAAAGCAGGUUGCAGACAUGAAGAGAACUCUUAAAUUUGGAAUUCCUAUUCACGACUUGCCUAUCUAUACAUGGGAUGAAUAUCAGAAAAAAGUCUUUAGUGAAGGCAAAAAGUGGAUCUUGAUAGAAGGUGUCUUAUAUGACUUGGAAGGGUUCUACCAUCCCGGAGGGUCUGGAUACAUAUCCAGAUCAUUAGGAAAGGAUAUGACAUCGUCAUUCAAUGGAGGUGUGUAUGACCACUCAAAUGGAGCAAGAAACCUGUUGACCAUGAUGCGCGUGGGUGUACUAUUGAACGGAAUGCAAGUCAUGUCAGAGUCCCAGAUUGAAGACGAAGUUAUUGAGCUGUCGUUGGAUCCUAAGCUAAAAUCACAUUAAAAUUAUUAUUAGUAUUAUUAUUAUUAUUUCUUCAAGACAUUAUUUGCAUGACAAAGUAUUCUUUGUUUAUUAAAAAAAACCCUUCCAUGUUCUCUCUUAG
Messenger RNA from Phycomyces blakesleeanus NRRL 1555(-), 1429 nucleotides. RefSeq lists its product as hypothetical. The transcript has 4 exons. Gene Ontology annotation, biological process: unsaturated fatty acid biosynthetic process. Gene Ontology annotation, molecular function: stearoyl-CoA 9-desaturase activity; iron ion binding. The record is from RefSeq and is a predicted model, not a curated record. Gene Ontology annotation, cellular component: endoplasmic reticulum membrane. Bases 1 to 1329 code for a protein of 442 amino acids. Lineage: Eukaryota; Fungi; Mucoromycota; Mucoromycetes; Mucorales; Phycomycetaceae.